Messenger RNA from Sinocyclocheilus rhinocerous, 1928 nucleotides. RefSeq lists its product as uncharacterized. The transcript is spliced from 3 exons. The record is from RefSeq and is a predicted model, not a curated record. The annotation marks the transcript as partial. NCBI's taxonomy places the organism in Eukaryota, Metazoa, Chordata, Actinopteri, Cypriniformes, Cyprinidae.
UCACAAGGGUGGAUAAAGCAGCUAUCAUGACUUGGCUAUGUUUAGACAGACUGGGUUAAUGCAGGUUCAAGAUAGUUGUGUACUGUGUUGAUGUGCUGCUAAUGGAUCAGAUUUCACUACAUUCCUUUAAUCUGAGACCAUGCACUGCCAUCUUCAAGUGCAAUGAAGGAAGAACAGGAGCGAAUAAAAUAAAUUAAAACACUCUAUGGCUUUACUUUUCAGCAUCUUUUUGGCUCAUUAAAAGCACGUUAUUAGACAAGAAACGAUAUUAUAAGUAGAGAAACUUGACGUUCACGGUUUCCUGUGGGGAGUAUAUUCAUAGACGGAAAGUGAAACUACAGACGGUCAUUAAUACUCGUCGAUCUUCCUGGAAGCAAAAAGUGGUCGUCUGUCUUGACAAGCAAAUGGAGAACUCUUCACAUUUAGGUUUGAGCAGAUGACCAGAUACUCAGAAGUGCAGUUUAUGGUCAGCUCCUAUAGAUACACAUUAUUACAGAUACACGUUAUUUACAGACACUGCUCAAAUGUAUUGGUACGAGGCAUGUAGAAUUUUGUCUGGAGAAAUAAUAUUUGUAUAUGGCUAGCCCUCUGGAAGUGGAAGCGGCUUGCUUUAGAUAACUGAACAUCCUUUGGUCUGAACUUAAACCCAGAGAAGUGGAUUUAUUGAAAGCUAUCACUGCAGCCUGUGCCAACAUGGGGAACAUAUGGGAUUGUUGUGGACGAAAAAACCCUUGUGACCAUACAGAGGAUGAGACUAAAGGUUUACUGCACAGCUCUGAAUCAAAGACAUCAACUAAGACAGGAACGGAUGUCUGCACCAGUCCAACUUCAGAUGAAGAGCACAGGCAUGAAGAUGAAACAAAACCACAGCUGGGUGAAUCGGUUAUAACCAAACAGCCAAAUUCAAAGUCUCAAAUUCUUAAACCACAGAACUCUUACUCUACAACAAUAUCACUAUUACACACUGAAGUCUCUCUUGCUGUUGAAGUUAAUCCCAAUGUUUCUCCUGAAACGGCUCCAACAGAAACUAUAAUCUUAGCUACAGAACCACCAAAAACAGAGACUGAAAUCACUGAAGAAAUCCAAAACAUUGCAGCUGAAGUCUCAGAAGCACCUCAAGACGAAGCACUUGCGGAGAACGUUGCCUCAGUGAAAGGGGAGAUAGAGGCUCAGCACGGGUCAGUUGAAGAGGUAGACAUCACAGCUGCUCUGACAGAUAAUGCAGGUGCUACCGCAACAAGUUCAGACUCAACAGUCGCACCUGCUAUGGAGACACCUGUUAAGGAAGCACCUGUUCAAGAGGCAACUGCGCUUGCUCGGGUAGAAUCUGAGAAGAACUCCUCCCAACCAGAGCCAGAAACACACGUGGAGAUGAAUGUAGUUGAGAAGGAAAUUAUCCAAACUGAGGAACUAAAUCUGAAUGACACCAAUGAAGUGACACAUGAAGAGACUGGUCUCAAUGACACUGGGGAUAAUUCACUGAUGGACAACAGCAGCACAGAACCUGACUCAUGCUUUUUAGGUCAGUCUAAUGAGUUGGAUGUUAUUGAGAAAAGUGUAGCUGAAGUGACUGCUGAGGAACCCAUCAUUGAGCAAACAGAUGAAGUAGAGGACAAACGUUCAGAGGAUACUCAUUCUGAGAUGGCAGAACAGAAGCAAGUGACAUCUGAAGUUUCUCAAACUCAGGAACAUUCACUGGAAGCUUCAUGUCCAGAUGUGGAUAUUACCAAUGGACUCUCUCGUGCCAUAGAAAAUGGUCUAGUGAAGGACUCUGGAAGUCUGAAAGUUGAGAAUGAAAUAAAUGCUGAUGUCAUGGAGGUGGAAAAGCUGCCUCAAAAAGAAGACAUAGUCCAGGAAUCGAAUGAAGAAACCUUGGAAACUGAGAGUCAAGAGCAACUGUCAUCUAAACCCUCUACACAAACUGACAG